Molecule: messenger RNA, 1014 nt
Organism: Caenorhabditis bovis
Lineage: Eukaryota; Metazoa; Nematoda; Chromadorea; Rhabditida; Rhabditidae
Source: the annotation of a GenBank genome assembly
AUGCGCCGCUAUUCGCAAGCUCUACUAACCGCAUGGAAAUGCUUGGGCUACAUUGAGAACACGGAUCGCGCAGCUCCAGGACAAGAAAAUGUUCAAUUAUGGCGGGAUAUUGGACUCAUCGAGAAAGUUCUCCCAAUCGAUUGUGUGGCGACGCUGAUUAAGAGGCUCACGAGUGAUAUGAACCAAGCCGAGCUCCAAUCGAUGCUCCUCCUGGUCGCAAUCGGAUCCCUCGGACUGCGACAAGGAUCGAUGAGUGAAAAUACGUACUCCAACUUCGAGGAAAUACUUCCGAAAGACGUCAUCGUCUACCGUGUGCCGAAGGCACCGUUCGACGAGCCUCACCACUUCAGAUUUCGCGUGUUGGUGGGGCUCUACAAAACACGCACCGAUGAAAACUUUGAGCCCACAUUUAUGGGAUUGUCCCACCCGGUAGGCACGGAAAAUUGGGGACUCACGGGCGCGCCGCAGCUCAUCCUCGGCGGCCACAUCGACGUGAGCUCGCUUCUCGAGUGGAAAUGUACAACGGAACGUCGUGUCUCAUGGGAGAAGAACAUACAAGGCUACGCGACAAGUCUCGUUAAAAAUGUCGCCGUAUCACAAGAAGCGCAAUCAAUUAUGGAUACACGAAUGGUGCACGAAGCGCUUACGCCCUGCCCAAAUUGGCGCUCUGGGCAGGCGCGAAACUACAUUAAUGGGCUCGUGUCAAGCGUACAAGAGCAACCAUCGUCCGUCAUUCGCUUCACCGCCAAUGAUUGGUUGGCGGCUUCUCUUCGCAACAGCGCAAGCAACGUCGUUUUGAACUCAAAUUAUGAGUUCAAAACGACGGGUGAUAUUCGAAACGAGUGUAAGAUCGCCGGUGAGAAACCGAGCGUCCGCUGUUUGAAAAGACGAUUCAUCGAUUCGAAGAAGAGCGGCACGUGUCGCCUCGCCGACAACGACGACAUUGUUUUGAAGAGCGAGGAAAAGCACGAGAACAACAAUACAGUCAGUGUUUGUUUUGAAAAUCAAAGUUAG